UGAUACGGCCUCGACGGCCGCCAUUUUCUUUCUUUCUUAACAGUUAGCCGAGAGGGAAACCUCCGCGAGGAAACAGCAGCGUGUGCUGUAGCGUGAGUAUGGCUGACUACUCAACAGUGCCUCCGCCGUCGUCUGGCCCAGCUGGCGGCGGCGGCGGCGGCGGAGGAGUUAACGAUGCUUUCAAAGAUGCCCUGCAGAGAGCGCGGCAGAUUGCAGCAAAAAUUGGGGGUGAUGCUGGUACAUCAUUGAAUUCAAAUGACUAUGGUUAUGGGGGACAGAAGCGACCCUUAGAAGACGGAGAUGGCUCUUGGACAAAUCCGAGCAGUACCACACACUGGGAGGGAAUGCCCUCUCCUUUUAAAGAUCAACCAGAUGCUAAGAAAGCACCUCCCCAAAAUGACUCUUUUGGAGCACAGUUACCACCAAUGCAUCAGCAGCAAAGCAGAUCUGUAAUGACAGAAGAAUACAAAGUUCCAGAUGGAAUGGUUGGAUUUAUAAUUGGCAGAGGAGGUGAACAGAUCUCACGCAUACAGCAGGAAUCUGGAUGCAAAAUACAGAUAGCUCCUGAUAGUGGUGGCCUUCCAGAACGGUCUUGUAUGCUAACUGGAACCCCUGAAUCUGUCCAAUCAGCCAAAAGAUUAUUGGACCAGAUUGUUGAAAAGGGAAGACCAGCCCCUGGCUUUCAUCAUGGUGAUGGACCUGGAAAUGCAGUUCAGGAAAUCAUGAUUCCAGCCAGCAAAGCAGGACUGGUUAUUGGAAAGGGGGGAGAGACUAUUAAACAACUUCAGGAACGAGCUGGUGUUAAAAUGGUCAUGAUUCAAGAUGGGCCUCAAAACACUGGUGCUGAUAAACCUCUUAGGAUUACGGGCGACCCAUACAAAGUUCAGCAAGCCAAGGAAAUGGUAUUAGAGUUAAUUCGUGAUCAAGGUGGUUUCAGAGAAGUCCGGAAUGAGUAUGGCUCAAGAAUAGGAGGGAACGAAGGGAUAGAUGUCCCAAUUCCAAGAUUUGCUGUUGGCAUUGUAAUAGGAAGAAAUGGAGAAAUGAUUAAAAAAAUACAAAAUGAUGCUGGUGUUCGAAUUCAGUUUAAGCCAGAUGAUGGAACAACACCUGAUAGGAUAGCACAAAUAACAGGACCUCCAGACAGAUGUCAGCAUGCUGCAGAAAUUAUCACAGACCUUCUACGAAGUGUUCAGGCUGGCAAUCCUGGUGGACCUGGACCUGGUGGUCGAGGACGAGGUAGAGGUCAAGGAAACUGGAAUAUGGGACCACCUGGUGGACUUCAGGAGUUUAAUUUCAUUGUGCCAACUGGGAAAACUGGAUUGAUAAUUGGAAAAGGUGGUGAAACCAUAAAAAGCAUAAGCCAGCAGUCUGGUGCAAGAAUAGAACUUCAGAGAAAUCCUCCACCUAAUGCAGAUCCCAAUAUGAAGUUAUUUACAAUUCGUGGCACUCCACAGCAAAUAGACUAUGCUCGACAACUUAUAGAAGAGAAGAUUGGGGGCCCAGUAAAUCCUUUAGGGCCACCUGUACCCCAUGGGCCGCAUGGGGUUCCAGGUCCUCAUGGGCCUCCUGGACCUCCAGGGCCUGGAACUCCAAUGGGACCAUACAACCCUGCACCUUACAACCCAGGACCACCUGGCCCAGCUCCUCACGGUCCUCCAGCCCCGUAUGCUCCCCAGGGAUGGGGAAAUGCAUAUCCACAUUGGCAGCAGCAGGCUCCUCCUGACCCAGCUAAGGCAGGAACAGAUCCAAACUCGGCAGCUUGGGCUGCUUAUUAUGCUCACUAUUACCAGCAGCAGGCACAGCCUCCUCCUGCAGCUCCUGCUGGGGCACCAACGACAACCCAGACUAACGGACAAGGUAACUACGGAGAUCAGCAGAAUCCAGCUCCAGCUGGACAGGUUGAUUAUACAAAGGCUUGGGAAGAAUACUACAAGAAAAUGGGUCAAGCAGUUCCUGCUCCUACUGGGGCCCCACCAGGUGGUCAACCAGAUUAUAGUGCAGCCUGGGCUGAGUACUAUAGACAGCAAGCAGCCUAUUAUGCCCAGACAAGUCCCCAGGGAAUGCCGCAGCACCCUCCAGCACCUCAGGGAUUUGCAAAUCAUGCAAGAAGCCACCAUCAUUUAUAUUAACCAGUUUUUCUUUCUUAAAGGAUUCACUCCUGAAUUAGCUCCAUUUAAAGGAUUUUCUUUAACUUUUUGUGUAUCUCUUAUGUAUCUCUUCUGCACAGGGCCAAUAAUAAGAAGUGGACAAUACAGUAUUUGCUUCAUUGUGUGGGGGAAAAAACCUUUGUUAAAUAUAUGGAUGCAGACGACUUGAUGAAGAUCUUAAUUUUGUUUUUGGUUUAAAGUAGUGUUUUUUUCCCCCUUUUUUUUUAAUUUUGAAAAUGUACAAAAAUAUCUAUCACUACUGAUAGGAGGUUAAUAUUUCUGUGUAGAAAUGAAAAUUGGUUUGUUUUUAGUCUUUAGUGUAGAUGUACACAUUCCAGCAAAUGUAUUUGCAACUAUUAUGUGGUCGAUGCUUUGUGAUAUAAAUGUACUUUUUCAAUGUAUACUUUCACUUUUAAAAUGCCUGUUUUGUGCUUUACAAUAAAUGAUAUGAAACCUCCUGUGUCGGUAAGUUGGAUAUGUGGGUAAAGGAUUCAUAAUUUCUUAGCAUUGAUAAAUUAAGAUACAUGUACACGAAUAUAUAAGCUUUCCCCAUGAAUUACUUAGUUUUUAAACACUGGCAUGUUUUUUCCCUGUUGGAGUAUAGUGGUAGAUUGGAAGUUCUCUUCUGUUGUAUUUGGCUGUUUCAGCACAAGUAAUCUUGAUAUCUUCAUUUUUUUUCCCUUCUAUUUGAUUAAAAAAAACUGCAUGUGUAUACGAUGAUCUUUAGUAUACUUGCAUUGCAUUAACAGUGAAAUUUCUUUUAUACAUGAGCACUAUUUCAGACCUGUACUGCUGCUACAACAGUUAACCUUCCUGUUCUUCACUUAUUUCCAAGACUGUUUCAGCAUAACUCAUUUUGAACAGUUUUCAGACAGUGAUUUGAGGAGUUUAUAAGAAACAUUGUUUUUUUUUUUCCAUGUAAAGCAACUCUUUCAAUGUAUAUAUAUAUAUAUAAUAGUGUGUUUCUUUCUAAAUUCAGGAUAGAAAAGUAAUAGAAUGCGAAAGUAUAGCUACAUUGCAUCUGCCAUUGAAACAUUUGGGGUAUGAAAAUGUUCAAGCUUUUUUUUUCUUUUUGCAGUAUAGAUAAGCUUUGUCUUGUAAUUGCACAAGUCCAGUCAUUGAAUCAAAUUAAUUUUUUUUAUGUACUUGAAUCAUUUUAUUAAUCUUUAACAUUCAUGCUGAAGUUCUGAUAUUUUGUUGAAAACCAUUGUUUUACUCUGCAUAUUUGUUGGCUCUUUGCAUAUUAAUAUAUUAGACUACAUGCAAAUACAGUCUGUCUUGCCAUUGUCUGUUGAAGUGCAGGUUUGAUCCAGCCAGUAUAGAACUAGCUCUGUAGGGGUGAGGAGGACUGUGCUGUGUAUCAUCCUUGAUUGUGUUCCUUCAAGGAGCAUUGCACUGUAAGUACAUCAGAAUGACAAAUUGAUGAACUGCAACAGUAUCUUUUUGUCAAUGUUCCACAUAAUGAAAUGCUAUAUUUUGUGUGACUAUUAUGUUGGAAUACAGUGCUGAUGUCAUGGGAAACCAUAACUGCUUCUUAACAUAGAAUAAUACAUAGUUCUGUAUUUUUUUUAAGUGAGCUUAAUGGGUAAGUAUUUUUGAUAUGCUUUAGCUAAUAGCUAAAGAAAAUUGAUCAUUAACAAAGUUGAAAGUAGUAUUAUCAGUGCUCCUAAAAUGCUGUUUUUCAGUGUAAAAUAUGCCUAUCUUUUAUAGUUAUAUAAAAAACUUGAAAUGUUUAAGACAGAAGUGGUUUUCAGUUUGCAAAAUUUAAGCAAUGUAGGACUUUAACACCUUUUCAUAAAUGUUGUAUCAUCUCUAGGGAGCACCGUGUGUAUGAGGACAAAAUGUUGAGGUUAUAGGGCAGAAAAUAGUAGAGCUCAUUGUGGAUGUUUUGAAAUGUUUUGAUUGUUUUAUGUAACUUAGUGACUUCCCUUACCCAUAUUUAGAUCUAGUAUGAAGUUUAAUAGUAAUAGUUAAGGAGUUAUCUGUUAAGAUCUUAAGUGUAGGGUAUUGACAUGAACAAUUUCAGUAUUUUGCAUGAUGUUGUUGCUUAGAUGAGCUAGGAAAGUGUUGUGGUGCAUUUAGUAAUUAAACUGAAGGAAAUAGUUGGAUUCAGUAUCAUAAUUCACAAAUUGGAGGCUGUUGAUUUUGAUUCGUUUAAAAUUUAAAAUCUUUAUUAAUUGCAAACAGUGCAAUUAUUUAUACUUCACAGUGCCUUCCCAGACCUUCCACCUUAGGUUCUGCUGCAAAAAGCAACAGUGCUGAAGAUGCUGCAAGCACCAAAUCAUAGCUCAUAAAAUCAGGUCCUGAGAUAGUUACCCAUAAAGAGGAAUCCUUUGAGUGUAUGCCAUUGGUGAGCCGAUGAGCAUGGACCAUAGAAGGGCUCAAUGUAGAAGAAACUACCCGUGUGUUAAAAGAAGAUUGGCUUAAAAUGGCUACUGUGAUGGGAACAGUGUCUUAGGGAGAUGCAGCUUGGACUUGAGGUAAAUUGAAUACUUUACAAACUGGUUUAGAGUUUUUGCUUUAAUGACAUUGUAUGUAAAAGGGCACAUGAUUGUUGUAAUUUUGUAUUCUUUAUGGUUUCUUUAAUUAAAAAAAUAAAUGUACAGUGAUUACUAUUA
Molecule: messenger RNA, 4765 nt
Organism: Grammomys surdaster
Lineage: Eukaryota; Metazoa; Chordata; Mammalia; Rodentia; Muridae
Gene: Fubp1
Product: far upstream element binding protein 1
Exons: 23
Coding region: 99-2129 (676 amino acids)
Biological process (GO): regulation of DNA-templated transcription
Cellular component (GO): nucleus; cytoplasm
Molecular function (GO): mRNA binding
Source: RefSeq, a predicted model, not a curated record